Molecule: messenger RNA, 2363 nt
Organism: Oreochromis niloticus (Nile tilapia)
Lineage: Eukaryota; Metazoa; Chordata; Actinopteri; Cichliformes; Cichlidae
Product: tripartite motif-containing protein 16-like
Exons: 4
Coding region: 355-1992 (545 amino acids)
Molecular function (GO): zinc ion binding; protein binding
Source: RefSeq, a predicted model, not a curated record
UGGCAACUUCUGCGUCUCAAAGGAGGAGUCUCGAGGAAGGUAUUUGUCAGACACAGUCAGUCCCAUCAGACCUGUCGAGAAAGCAGGACGCAGGAUUUCUGGAGUUGCCACAACAGCAAUAGAUAGCAAGGAGCAGACGGCAGAGUUUCACUCCACCGAGAGAACUCGUGACAUAAUUCUGAAGGCCAGACCGUCACAGACGCUCACUUCCGACCUACCCGGCUUUUGGAGGACCAAGCCCACUUAGACCACGAAGGCCGGGUCCUUGGGUGGAUCCAGCCUCUGAAUUUGGACAGCCCUGGCUGAGGGACAGUUAUAACGUGAAACUAUUUGGCAUUCACCUUAUCACACAGAAUGGCACAACAAGGAAGCAAGUCAGUAAAAUUCCACUGUUCAGUCUGUCUGGAUCUACUGAAGGAUCCAGUCACUAUUCCCUGUGGACACAACUACUGUAUGAGCUGUAUUGAAGGACACUGGGACAAAGAGGAACCAAAAGGAGCCUACAGCUGUCCUCAGUGCAAAAAGAGUUUUAUAUCGAGGCCUGAGCUGGAGAAAAACACCAUGUUAGCAGCGUUAGUAGAGGACUUGAAGACAUCACCUGAAGAUGUUUCCUGUGAUGUCUGCACAGGAAAGAAGCUGAAAGCAGUAAAAUCCUGUCUGGUAUGUUUGGUUUCUUACUGUGACCAACACCUCCAGCCUCACUAUGAAUCCUCUGCCUUUGACAAACACAAGCUGGUCAAACCUUCCAAGGGGUUGAAAAGUAACAUCUGUUCAACUCACAAUGAGGUGAUGAAGAUGUUCUGCCAUACUGAUCAGCAGUGUAUCUGCUAUGUCUGCUGCAUGGACAAACAUAAACGCCAUGUAACAGUUCCAGUUAAAGACGUAAGGGCAGACAAAGAGAAAGAUCUUAAGAUGAAUCUGCAGGAAGUCCAGAAGAAAAUUCAGACCAGAGUGGAGGAAGGUAAAGUGCUUGAGAAAGAGAUGGAGGGGAUCAAACUGUCUGCUGAUAAAACAAUUGAAGACAGUGAGACCAUCAUCAAUGAGCUGGUGAGUUUCAUCAAAGAAAAAGGCUCAAAUCUAGAGCAGCAGAUCAAAUCCCAGCAGAAAGAUGAAGAGAGGCGAGUCAAAGAGCUUCAGAAUAAGCUGGAGCAGGAGAUCACUGAGCUGAAGAGGAAAGAAGAGGAGCUGAAGCAGCUUUCAGACACAGAGGACCACACCGAAUUUCUACUCAGGUACUCCAUGAUGUCAAAACUCAGUGAAUAUACAGAUUCACCAAGCUUUAAAAUCUGUCAAGUUAAGUACUUUGAGGAUCUGCAAACAGCACUGUUAGAAGCCAGAGAAAACCUCAAAGCAUUUCUAAGUGAGGAAUGGAGGAAGAUCACUCUGACAGUGAGAUCAGUGGAUGUUUUAUUGCCACAAAUUGAACCAAAGACCAGAGAUGAGUUUUUAAAACAUGCAUGUCAACUGACGAUGGACCCAGACACAGUCCACAAAAAACUCUUCCUGUCUAAUCAGAACAGAACUGUAUCAGACAAUGCACCAAAACCAAAUAUUUAUCCUGCAUAUGCAAAAACGGACAGGUUUUCCAUCCAGCAGCAGGUCCUGAGUAAAGAGAGUCUGAUUGGACCUUGUUACUGGGAAGUGGAGAUGAAAGGGAGAGGUCUGUCAGUAGCUGUGACGUACAAGAAUAAAGAUAACCUGGAUCAAAGUGAUUUUGGAAGUAACAAUAAUUCCUGGGCAUUAGAGUGUUACGGCGACUACUACAAAUUCAGACACAACAAAAUCAAAACUUCCCUCUCAGGCCCUCUGUCCUCCAAAGUAGGAGUGUACGUGGAUCCCAGAGCAGGUAUUCUUUCUUUCUACAGCGUCUCUGACACCAUGGCCCUCCUCCACAGAGUCCAGACCACAUUCACUGAGCCGCUCUAUGCUGGACUGUGGAUUUGGAAGAGUUUUUGGACUGACACCACUGCUACGUUUAAUGAGAUCAAAUAGGCUGUUUUCAUUAUUUUGUGAACCCAUCGUGUUUUUUUUUUCUUUCCUCACUGAUCAAAUGCCAAUCAAACAUCUUAGGCCAGGUGUCACAGAGAAAUAUGAAAUAUUGAUUAAAAUCUGAUAUAUUUCUUUGUGCACAGGAACAUGAAAUCCGUAGCAGCUUGGUAUGAUGAGUGCCAGUGUUUGCACAUGUAUCAUUAAUCAAAAUGUGAGAUUUGUUUUGUACAGUUUAUACUGUUGCUGUGAGGUUUUCUCUUUUACUGUAUGAAUCACUCAUUAACUUUCUCAAUCAUUUUUUAUUUCAUCCUUUCACUAUUUAAACAUUGUAAGAAAAUGACUGUAAUGAUGCGUUUGUACAGUCAUAAUAUGAA